CCCGUCGGGCCUCGCGGCGGCGGCGGGAAGAUGGCGGCGGCGGGAGCCCUGGAACGGAGCUUCUUGGAGCUGAGUGGCGCUGAGCGCGAAAGGUCCCGGCACUUUCGCGAAAUCACAGUGUGCGGCAUUGGAACCGCAAAUGCUGUGGCUGGUGCCUUGAAAUACAGUGAGAGCGCAGGAGGGUUCUACUAUGUGGAAAGCGGCAAGUUGUUCUCUGUCACCAGAAACAGGUUCAUUCAUUGGAAGACUUCUGGGGAUUCAUUGGAGAUAGUUGAAGAGUCACUGGACAUAAAUCUGCUGAAUAAUGCAGUUCGCCUAAAAUUCCAAAACUGUAGCAUCUUACCCGGAGGGGUUCAUGUCUCUGAAACUCAGAAUCAUGUUAUACUCUUGAUAUUAACCAAUCAAACAGUGCACAGGUUAAUUUUACCUCACCCUUCGCGGAUGUACAGGAGUGAGCUUGUAAUUGAAAGUCAGAUGCAGUCAAUAUUCACUGACAUUGGAAAGGUUGAUUUUAGGGACCCUUGCAACAAUCAGUUAAUUCCAGCAGUACCUGGACUACCCCCUAAUUCCACCAGCUCUGCAGCCUGGCUUAGCAGUGAUGGGGAGGCCCUGUUUGCACUACCAUCUGCUGCUGGUGGCAUCUUCGUUCUAAAACUACCUCCGUAUGACAUACCUGGAGGUGCCUUGGAUAUCAUUGCAGGGUCAGUAUCAGUUGUGGAACUGAAGCAGAGUUCUGUGAUGCAGCGAUUACUCAUAGGCUGGAUGCCAACAGCUAUCAGGGGGGAUCAGGGGCCUUCAGAUCGUGCCCUCAGUCUUGCUGUUCAUUGUGUUGAGCACAAUGCCUUCAUCUUUGCCCUGUGUCAGGAUCAUAAACUACGAAUGUGGUCUUACAAGGACCAAAUGUGCCUGAUGGCAGCUGACAUGCUGGAGUAUGUCCCUGUGAAUAAAGACCUCCGGCUCACUGCAGGGACAGGACACAAACUGCGACUUGCUUUUUCCCCAUCCAUGGGACUCUACUUAGGAAUAUAUAUGCAUGCUCUAAAGCGAGGGCAGUUCUGCAUUUUCCAGCUGGUGAGCACUGAGAACAACCGGUAUAGUUUAGAUCACAUUUCUUCGCUCUUCACUUCUCAGGAGACACUGAUUGACUUUGCCAUAACCUCCACCGAUAUCUGGGCAUUGUGGCAUGAUGCUGAGAACCAAACAAUUGUGAAGUACAUCAACUUUGAACAUAAUGUUGCUGGUCAAUGGAAUCCGGUUUUCAUGCAACCGCUACCAGAGGAAGAGAUCAUCAUCAGAGAUGAUCAAGACCCCAGAGAAGUGUAUUUGCGGAGUCUUUUCACACCAGGACAGUUCAUAAAUGCGGCCUUAUGUAAAGCUCUACAGAUAUUCUGUCGAGGAACUGAGAGGAAUUUGGAUCUUUCAUGGAGUGAGCUAAAGAAAGAAAUUACUUUAGCUGUUGAAAAUGAGCUCCAAGGAAGUGUAACAGAGUAUGAAUUCUCUCAGGAUGAGUUUCGAACUUUACAGCAGGAAUUUUGGUGCAAAUUCUAUGCCUGCUGUCUUCAGUAUCAAGAAGCCCUUUCCCAACCUCUAGCUCUGCAUUUGAAUCCUCACACAAACAUGGUGUGCCUCCUGAAAAAAGGGUACCUGUCUUUCCUGGUGCCUUCCUCCUUAGUGGAUCAUUUAUAUCUCCUGCCGGACGAGAACCUUCUGACAGAGGAUGAGACAACCAUAUCUGAUGAUGUAGAUGUUGCUCGAGAUGUCAUAUGUCUUAUAAAAUGCCUCCGGCUGAUUGGAGAGUCCGUAACUAUGGAUAUGGCGGUUCUGAUGGAAACCAGUUGUUACAACCUACAGUCUCCAGAAAAGGCUGCUGAGCAAAUUCUAGAAGAUUUGAUCACUAUUGAUGUAGAAAAUGUGAUGGAAGACAUUUGUAGCAAGCUACAAGAGAUUAGGAACCCAGUUCAUGCCAUUGGACUUCUUAUACGGGAAAUGGAUUAUGAAACAGAAGUGGAAAUGGAAAAGGGAUUCAAUCCAGCUCAACCUUUGAAUGUUCGAAUGAAUCUUUCCCAGCUCUAUGGUAGUAGCACAGCGGGGUAUAUUGUGUGCAGAGGCGUAUAUAAAAUUGCCAGUACUCGCUUCUUGAUCUGCCGAGACCUCUUGAUUUUACAGCAGCUAUUAAUGAGGCUAGGAGAUGCAAUGAUUUUGGGAGCUGGUCAGCUCUUCCAAGCUCAGCAAGACUUACUUCAUCGAACAGCUCCCCUACUUUUAUCUUACUACCUCAUUAAGUGGGGAAGUCAGUGCUUGGCUACUGAUGUUCCAGUUGACACACUGGAAUCUAACCUGCAACAUUUGUCAGUAUUGGAACUAACAGACUCUGGUGCCUUAAUGGCAAAUAAGUUAGUAUCAAGCCCUCAAACAAUUAUGGAGUUGUUCUUCCAAGAAGUUGCAAGAAAACAAAUUAUAUCUCAUCUGUUCUCUCAACCAAAAGCACCUCUGAGCCAAACUGGAUUGAAUUGGCCUGAAAUGAUUUCUGCAAUUAUCAGUUAUUUAUUACAGCUUUUGUGGCCUAGCAAUCCUGGUUGUCUCUUUCUAGAAUGUUUGAUGGGAAAUUGCCAGUAUGUACAAUUGCAGGACUAUAUUCAGUUGCUUCAUCCUUGGUGUCAAGUCAACGUUGGUUCCUGUCGAUUUAUGCUGGGACGUUGUUACCUGGUUACAGGAGAAGUACAGAAGGCUCUAGAAUGUUUUUGUCAGGCAGCUUCUGAAGUGGGAAAAGAGGAAUUUUUAGAUCGCUUGAUCCGAUCGGAGGAUGGGGAGAUUGUGUCCACCCCUAGGCUACAGUAUUAUGAUAAGGUUUUACGACUGCUGGAUGUUGUUGGGUUGCCUGAACUGGUUAUUCAGUUGGCAUCAUCAGCAAUAACUGAAGCAGGUGAUGACUGGAAAAGUCAGGCUACUUUAAGGACAUGUAUUUUCAAACAUCAUUUGGACUUGGGUCACAAUAGCCAAGCAUAUGAGGCCUUAACCCAAAUCCCUGAUUCCAGCAGGCAGUUAGAUUGUUUACGGCAGCUGGUGGUAGUUCUUUGUGAGCGCUCACAGCUACAAGACCUUGUAGAGUUUCCCUACGUGGAUCUGCAUAAUGAGGUUGUAGGAAUCAUUGAAUCACGUGCUAGAGCAGUGGACCUUAUGACUCACAAUUACUACGAACUUCUCUAUGCCUUUCACAUCUACCGUCACAACUACCGCAAGGCUGGCACAGUGAUGUUUGAAUAUGGAAUGCGUCUUGGCAGAGAGGUUCGAACUCUCCGAGGACUUGAGAAGCAAGGCAACUGCUAUCUGGCUGCUAUUAAUUGUUUACGACUUAUUCGUCCAGAAUAUGCAUGGAUUGUCCAGCCAGCCUCUGGUGCAGUGUAUGAUCGCCCUGGAGCGUCCCCUAAGAGGAAUCAUGAUGGAGAAUGUACAGAUGCCCCAAACAAUCAGCAGAUUGAAAUUCUAGAACUGAAAGACCUGGAAAAAGAAUGUUCUUUGGCUCGCAUUCGCCUCACGUUGGCUCAACAUGAUCCAUCAGCAGUUGCCAUUGCAGGAAGUUCAUCAGCAAAGGAGAUGGUCACUCUCUUGGUUCAAGCUGGCCUCUUUGACACUGCCAUAUCACUCUGUCAUACUUUCAAGCUUCCCUUAACACCAGUCUUUGAGGGGCUUGCUUUCAAGUGCAUCAAGUUACAGUUUGGAGGAGAAGUAGCACAAGCAGAAGCCUGGGCCUGGCUAGCAGCCAAUCAGCUUUCCUCUGUCAUCACUACUAAGGAGUCUAGUGCUACAGAUGAAGCAUGGCGAUUAUUGUCAACUUACCUAGAAAGAUAUAAAGCCCAGAAUAACUUGUAUCACCAGUGUGUGAUUAACAAGUUGUUGUCUCAUGGAGUUCCUCUGCCUAAUUGGCUUAUAAACAGUUACAAGAAAGUUGAUGCUGCUGAGCUGCUCCGUCUGUACUUGAACUAUGACCUUUUAGAAGAAGCUGUGGAUUUGGUCUCAGAAUAUGUGGAUGCUGUAUUAGGAAAAGGACAUCAGUACUUUGGAAUUGAGUUCCCACUAUCUGCAACAGCCCCAUUGGUAUGGCUUCCAUAUUCCUCUAUUGAUCAUCUUCUCCAGGCUCUGGGAGAAAACAGUGCCAACAGUCACAACAUUGCACUGUCCCAGAAAAUUCUUGACAAAUUAGAAGACUACCAGCAAAAAGUUGAUAAGGCAACUCGGGAUUUAUUAUACCGUCGGAACCUGUGAUCUGGAUAGUUACAUACCCUUUGUAACCGCUUGGUGCCUCAUGGAGCUCAAGAAUACACUGCAGAGACUCUGUACUCAAGGCCAAUUUUUAUAACUGUAAAUGAUACACGACCUUCAAGUCUGCACUCUGCACAAGAUAGAACAGACACGUCAGAGGACCCUGUGCUUGCUGGUGGUGCUAACAGAAUUUCUGGUUUUCAACCUUGGUCUCAAACAGCAGCUUUUGUAUAUGACUCAUAGGCUUUUUUUAAGAGUUUAUAUUUUUUUAAACUAUUGAAGACAUUCUUUAUCUGCAAUUAAAGCCCAUCUUCACUUUCCAAAAUAGCUAGUGGUUGUUGGUUUGUUGUAAGCUAACCACAAAAGCAGUCACUACAGAUCUUUUAAUUCUUCCUUGUCAUUUUUUAUAUCUCAGUGGAAUUACUUUGGUCCAGAACUGACAUGUAUUUUCUGUAUUGCAAACAGAGGCUAAUGAUUUUGCAUAUUCUUUUCAUUAUUUAUUGUGGAGUUUUUAUAUGAUCUUCAAUAAAGAAAUAAUUUACCUAGA
Messenger RNA from Jaculus jaculus (lesser Egyptian jerboa), 4807 nucleotides. RefSeq names its product nucleoporin 160 (gene Nup160). The coding region runs from base 31 to 4263 and encodes 1410 amino acids. Gene Ontology annotation, molecular function: structural constituent of nuclear pore. The record is from RefSeq and is a predicted model, not a curated record. Gene Ontology annotation, cellular component: nuclear pore. NCBI's taxonomy places the organism in Eukaryota, Metazoa, Chordata, Mammalia, Rodentia, Dipodidae. The transcript is spliced from 36 exons.